Molecule: messenger RNA, 2322 nt
Organism: Rotaria sp. Silwood1
Lineage: Eukaryota; Metazoa; Rotifera; Eurotatoria; Philodinida; Philodinidae
Source: the annotation of a GenBank genome assembly
AUGACUAGUGAAAUCGAAGUUGAAAUUUUAAAAGCUCAAGGAAUCAAUAAUGUUCUUUCUCUAUUACGAGUACAAGAUUUAUAUUCUAUCUUUAAACUUGAUUGUAAAGAAUUAGAAGAUUUAAGAAAUCGUGCAUGUUUACAGCUAAAAGAUGGUGAAUAUAUGAUACGUCCAGCUAUAAAAAAUAAUCUUGAUUAUUGUAUAAAUGUAUUAAAAACUAAAUUACAUGAACAAUUACCAUAUAUAUCACAUACUCAUCAACAAGACUCAACUGAUUCAAAUAAACAACCUAAUUAUUUUGUUAAUACAUUUAUUAGCAAUCUUACUGUUAAUAUGGAUCGUUCUAAAUAUCGCUAUCAAUAUAAUUCAAAUAUGCGACGGUUCGCAUCAUCAGUAUAUGCAUUAGGUGGUCGAAAUGUUUAUCAAUUCUUAAGAUUAAAUUUGCUAGGUGCAUUUCCAUCUAUACCAACAUUAGAAUCUUAUCAUAAUGAAUUCUGUACACGUAUUGAAGAAGGUGAAAUCCGUUUUGAUGAAUUACUGAAUUAUUCAAAUAAAAUAAAUUGUUCUUAUGUAUAUGCAUCAGAAGAUUGUACUGCUGUUAUCAGUAAAAUUCAUUAUGAUGUUGAAAGUAAUUCUUUUAUUGGAUUUUGUCCUGAAUUAAAAAAUGGCAUACCAUCUAUUCGUCAAUAUCAAACCGAUGACUUUUUUGAAUUGGAAAAAUGGUUUGACAUAGUUAAGAAAUCUACAUUAGUAAAUAUUCAUACUGUUCAACCAAUAACACGUGAACGAUCACCACCAUUCCUAUUGUCAGCAUUCGGUACUGAUAAUCAAACGACUUCUAUUUCGAUUCUUUGUCGUUGGUUAUUUAUAUAUGAAAAAUGCCAUACUAAUAAUAUUAGGAUUGUCGGAUUCUCAAGUGAUGCGGAUCCAAAGUUUUUGAAGGCCAUGAGGUUGGCAACAGGAUAUUUCUCACAAUUACCGAAUGUUAGUCUGUUGAAUAGAGCUGAUAUUCUUGAAACACAAAUUCCGAAUUCAUGGACUUGGUUUUACAUGCGUUCAAAGCAGUUAUUUUUAUGUUUUCAGGAUGGAAUUCAUUUAGCAACGAAAUUAAGAAAUAGAUUGUUGUCAAAAACUGCUUCAUUAGUAAUGGGUAAUUAUCACAUAUCAGUGAAAGAUCUUCAAAAUCUUAUAGAUAAUCGUUCAAAGCUCGAACAUAACUUAGUUCUAUCUGAUAUAUUUGUAAAGGACAGACAAAAUUAUGCAUCAUGCUUAAAAAUUUCAUCAAUUAAUGUUUUAAAUAUAUUAGAUGAAAAUCAAAGUACAUUUGCAACACAUUGCUAUUUAACAAUUUUACAUUAUGUAACUAUUGCUUAUGUGGAUAAAACAACACAUAUUUUGCAAAGAUCAUUUUAUGCGUGGUCAACUGUCUUUAUUUGUAGAUUUUGGUUAACUUGGUUAAAAUAUAAAUUGAUUAUCUAUACAAAAACAACAGUUCGACAAGCUCAAAUACCACCUCUAAAGGAAAUAGAAAAACAUUUUAUAACAUUUGCUGCUUUUCAUUCGAUUGAACUAAAUGCUCAUAUGUUAACCUUUAUUUUAUUAUUAGUGUUAGACAAAAAGUUACCUAUUGAUUCAUUAAAUAUAUUUUUAUUUAGUUCACAACCAUGUGAAAACAUUUUUCGCAAUGCUAGAGCAUUAAGCGGACCAUUUUCAACUAUGUCUAAUUUUGAAUCUAAUACUGAUUCCAAUGCAAUUAAAUUUCCUACACAUCACAAACAAAAUCAAAGCAAUUCAUUUUCGUCAAUAGUAACAAAUUUAGAUGAACUUACAAUGGAUAAAAUAGAACAAACUAUUUAUGAUGCAUAUGAACAUGCAAAAUCUUUUAUUGAAAAAUUAGAAAUGUUACCACUUUUGAAAAAGAAUGAGGUGUUUAAAUUAAAUGAUUUAUGUAUAAAAUUACAUGAUGAUUUAGAAAAAAUAAUUUAUAUAAAUGAUCUUAUAUUAAAUGAUGAUGAUCUUGACUUUGAUAGUGAUUCAGAUGAACAACUAAACGACGAUUCAACAGCAUCGGAUGUCAACAGUGAAAGCGAAUAUGAAGAUUCAGAAACAGAAACUGCAACAAAAUCAACGAAAGAAGGUUAUGAUGGAAUGCGAAUUUACUCUACUAUAGCUGAUAAAGAUAGAAGCAAAUUUUUUACAAUUGAAAUUAAUGGAAAGAAAAAAUACAUUCAUAAGCAAACAGCUGUUUGGUAUUUGACUAAUAAAAACAAUCGAUUAUCUUCAGAUAGAACAAUACGUGUUCAACAAAUGAACAAACAGUAA